Molecule: messenger RNA, 936 nt
Organism: Glycine soja
Lineage: Eukaryota; Viridiplantae; Streptophyta; Magnoliopsida; Fabales; Fabaceae
Exons: 1
Coding region: 289-750 (153 amino acids)
Source: RefSeq, a predicted model, not a curated record
UAUGUUAUGAAAAAGUAUAGAUAGGACAGCAAUAUGUUACAUAUAACCCACAAAUUGAUCCCAUCUUUCAACAAGUCUUAAACUUUGACAUAGGGAGUGAAGAAUUGAUCGAUCUCCACUCUCCUUUUUCUCCCUUUAUUAUUAUCGUCUCAAAAGCCUCAACCACCCAUUGGAAUUCCCGUUAAUCUUCAAUCUCGGCGCUCUCACAUCCAUAAUUCAUUCAUUCCCUGCUUUACGUAAUAUGCACUACAAAACUCACUAGCCUCUUCUUUCUCAACACUUUUUCUCAUGGGAAAUCUCAGUCAAAGCUUCAAAUGCAUGUGCACAAUAACACUGUUCACUCUCUUCCUCAUUUCUUACACUGCUUCUUCUUCCUCUUCUUCCUCCACCCAAGAGAACCAACUCCAACCCCAAAACCCUUCUUCUUCUUCUUCAACCACCAACCCUAUCCACUACCACCAAGUUUUCUACCUCAAGAACACAGACUCCAGUACCUCUUUGAGCAAACAAGAACAACGCUUCAAGAAGAGAAGAAUAAAGAGAAACAGCAAGAACAUGAUGAUGAUGAAGCACAGAAAGAAGAUGGUCAAGAACCUACAACAGACACGAGACUCAUCACGAGCUUUCUCCGUUAUGCUCCCAAAGGGUUUUGUCCCUCCUUCUGGUUCCUCACCUUGCCACAAUGAUCAACCCAAUUCGGUUUCAUCCUUCCGCUGCCAUUUCAGUACCACUACUUCACAACAACCUUGAUGAGUUUGCAACAUUUAAAGGUUCAUUUCCCACACAUUAUAACAGCCGUCACUUCUUCACUAUUUUUAUAAAGAUAUAUGUAUAAUUAUAGCAUCAUCAUACACGUGGAGCAUUCAGAUUAGAAAGAUGAGGAAAGGGCUACAAUAUAUUGAUCAUUGCUUUUGAUCCCUUAUUUCUUGCAUUGCA